AUGUGGGGGGUGGGGGUACGAGGAGGAGAGCUGGGGGUCUGGGCGGCCGGGGGCGCUGUCAGCGCGCCCCACCCGGCCCGCGGGCCGCGCACGCCGCCGGAACUCCCCGGCGCCUCCUUAAAAGCAGCCCCCGCGCGACUCUUUUCCCCCUUUUUUUGUUACAUUGUAGGAGCGGAAAGAAUGUCGGAGCGGGCCGCGGAUGACGUCAGGGGGGAGCCGCGCCGAGCGGCGGCGGCGGCGGGCGGAGCAGCGGCCGCGGCCGCCCGGCAGCAGCAGCAGCAGCCUCCGCAGCCCCAGCGGCAGCCGCCGCCGCCGCGGCGCCUACGGCUGGAGGACGGUGGCCCUGGCGCCGCCUCCACCUCGGCCGCCGCCGCAAUGGCGACCGUCGGGGAACGCCGGCCCCUGCCGAGUCCCGAAGCGAUGCUGGGACAGUCGUGGAAUCUGUGGGUCGAAGCUUCCAAACUUCCUGGGAAAGACGGGACGGAAUUGGACGAAAGUUACAAGGAGUUUGGGAAAAACCGCGAAGUCAUGGGGCUCUGUCGCGAAGACAUGCCAAUAUUUGGUCUCUGUCCAGCCCACGAUGAUUUCUACUUGGUGGUGUGUAACGACUGUAAUCAGGUUGUCAAACCACAGGCAUUUCAAUCACAUUAUGAAAGAAGACAUAGCUCAUCCAGCAAGCCUUCUUUGGCCGUUCCUCCCACUUCAGUGUUUUCCUUCUUCCCUUCUCUGUCCAAAAGCAAAGGAGGCAGUGGAAGUGGAAGCAGCCGUUCUUCCAGCGGAGGAGUCCUGAGCGCAUCCUCGUUAAGUUCCAAGUUGUUGAAAUCGCCCAAAGAGAAACUGCAGCUCAGGGGGAACAGGCCAAUGCAUCCCAUUCAGCAAAAUAGAGUCCCCCAUGGUAGAAUCAUGACGCCUUCUGUCAAAGUGGAGAAGAUUCAUCCGAAGAUGGAUGGCACACUACUGAAACCCACAGCAGGGCCCGCCUGUCCUGCUCCUGCGAGCUCCUCAGUCAAGCCUGGCCUUAACUGCCCCUCAAUACCAAAGCCAACCUUGCCUUCACCUGGACACAUUCUAAAUGGCAAAGGGCUUCCUGCACCACCUGUUCUGGAAAAGAAGUCAGAAGAUUACUCCAAUAACAGGAAGUUUUUAAAUAAGAGAUUAUCAGAAAGAGAGUUUGAUCCUGACAUCCACUGUGGGGUCAUCGACGUCGACACCAAGAAGCCCUGCACCCGGUCUUUGACAUGCAAGACACAUUCCUUAACCCAGCGGAGGGCUGUCCAGGGUAGAAGAAAACGAUUCGACGUGUUGUUAGCCGAGCACAAAAACAAAACCAGGGAAAAGGAAUCGAUUCGCCAUCCGGACUCUCAGCAACCAGCGCAGCCUCUCAGGGACCCACAUCCCAUCCCUCCUAGAACGUCACAGGAGCCACACCAAAACUCUCACGGAGUGAUUCCCUCCGAAUCAAAGCCUUUCAUAGCUAGUAAACCUAAACCUCACACCCCCAGUCUUCCAAGGCCUCCAGGCUGCCCUGCUCAGCAAGGUGGGAGUGCCCCCAUUGACCCUCCUCCAGUCCAUGAGUCUCCACACCCUCCCCUGCCUGCCACUGAGCCAGCUUCUCGGUUAUCCAGUGAGGAGGGAGAAGGCGAUGACAAAGAAGAGUCUGUUGAAAAACUGGACUGUCAUUAUUCAGGUCAUCAUCCUCAGCCAGCAUCUUUUUGCACAUUCGGGAGCCGGCAGAUUGGAAGAGGCUAUUACGUGUUUGACUCCAGGUGGAACCGGCUUCGCUGCGCCCUCAACCUCAUGGUGGAGAAGCAUCUGAAUGCGCAGCUGUGGAAGAAGAUCCCGCCCGUCCCCAGUACCACGUCGCCCGUGUCCACACGUGUUCCUCACCGGACAAACUCUGUGCCGACGUCACACUGUGGGGUUAGCUACCUGGCAGCAGCCACCAUGUCGCCUUCCCCCGUCCCGCUCUCGUCCACCUGCGUCUCCCCCAGCAGUAAGUCGGUCCCAGCUCACGGAACCACACUGAACGCCCAGCCCGCCGCCUCCGGGGCUGUGGACCCUGUGAGCAGUAUGCAGUCCAGACAAGUGUCUUCCUCCUCCUCCUCCCCCUCCACGCCCUCCGGCCUGUCCUCCGUGCCCUCUUCCCCCAUGGCCCGGAAACCUCAGAAGCUGAAAUCCAGCAAGUCUUUGCGGCCCAAGGAUUCUUCUGGUAACAGCACGAACUGUCACAAUGCCAGUAGCAGUGCCAGCGGCGGCUCAGGAAAGAAACGCAAAAACAGCUCCCCACUGUUAGUUCCCUCGUCCUCCUCCUCGGCAUCCUCGUCCUCUUCUUCUCAUUCCAUGGAGUCUUUUAGGAAAAACUGCGUGGCUCACUCGGGACCUCCCCACCCCGCAGCAGUAGCCUCUGCCCCAGGCAUCAGCCUCAACUGUGUGGUCAGCCGAGGGAACUCACUGGGUGGCCGGCACGAGCAGCCGGGGUGCCGGGGCACCUCCGGCGGGAACCCCUGCGAGUCCAUCAAGAGGAUGAGCGUGAUGGUCAACAGCGGCGAUUCCACACUCUCCCUCGGCCCCUUUGUGCACCAGGCCGGCAGCGAGCUACCCGUCAACUCCCACGGCGUCUACCCGCACUCACACACUCCUCUGGACAAACUCCUAGGAAAGAAAAGAAAGUGCUCACCCGGCUCGAGCAGUGUCAACAGCAGCGGCGGCAGCAGCAAGCCCACCAAGGUGGCCAGAUUGCCGGCCGUGAACAACGUCCACACGAAACACGCGGGCCCCAGCCCGGCAGCCCCGGGGCUGACAAACAGCUCCCUCCUCCAUCAGGUAGGACAGGGCCUGGGGCCACCGUGGGGAGGCCCGUGGCCUCUCCCUUGACAUGGUUGAUCAACUCGGAGAUCUGUGCGGUCGGUUUGGUGGGUUUGCCUAAAAGCAAGUGUCCAGCUUCACGGUGUCUUUUAAGAAAAGGUCGAGUUGAAGGCCAGAUGAAGGUCACACAGGCACCUCUCUGCCAGACUCUGUGAUGACUCGGAAGAUGCUCCUGGCUAAGGAGGCCACACCAAGUGCAUUUCAGCAGCUGGGGUGGUGGACACCGUCCUGCGUGACGGUGGGGCCCUCCCUGUCCUGGAGUGCAGUCCUCUCGUACGUUUGUCUGAAGAAAGCUGGGCGAAAAUCAAGCUGGUGUAGAAAGGGAUGAUUUAAAUUUGAAAAAGGCUGUUAUAUUUUUCCCAUCAAAGAGUUUCAGGUUUUCUUGUCAAUUCCCCUCCUCUGUGUUCUCCUCCCUGUUUUCCAAGGAGGCAGGGAAGCGGAAUUUCACUAUGGCAGAGCAGAAGACUGAUAUCUUAUUGACGUUAACAGAUUGAAAAGAAACCUGCAUGUGACCUGUCUCUAGAAAAGGGCUUGUCGGGCAUCGGAUUCAUUACUGACCGUGGUUUCUCUGGCUGUGUCUUGUCUCUUCCCCACUCCUCUUCCGGCUGCUGUUUGCUCCUGUAGCCAGUUCCUCCACCUUCCUCUUUCUUCUGUCCAGCUCCUCUCUCAUCUUGUUGUUUCAUUCAGCAGAGUACUUUCUGUCCUUGCUUACAAGCAGGAAUUUCAGCAAUGUCACCCUCAGAGCUCUGCUUUAAAAUGUGAGGCUCUUUUUGUUUUGUUUUGUUUUCCCUUCCUCAUCUUCAAAACUGAACAUAAAUGUCAGACUAGAACUUGUCCAGAAAAUACCAGGAAGUUUCUUCAUGAGGCAGAAGUUUCCCUCAGUAUAUGUGUGAAUGAAAACUCGGCGCCAAAGGUGUGGGGAAAAUAAUGACGCAUGAAUUUCAGUAGCAGCUGCUUCAGUUCUUCUCUU
Messenger RNA from Budorcas taxicolor (takin), 3835 nucleotides. It is a transcript of the gene ATXN7, whose product is annotated as ataxin 7. The coding region runs from base 1 to 2874 and encodes 957 amino acids. The record is from RefSeq and is a predicted model, not a curated record. The transcript is spliced from 10 exons. Lineage: Eukaryota; Metazoa; Chordata; Mammalia; Artiodactyla; Bovidae.